Molecule: messenger RNA, 2025 nt
Organism: Talaromyces marneffei
Lineage: Eukaryota; Fungi; Ascomycota; Eurotiomycetes; Eurotiales; Trichocomaceae
Exons: 5
Coding region: 1-2025 (674 amino acids)
Biological process (GO): amine metabolic process
Molecular function (GO): primary methylamine oxidase activity; quinone binding; copper ion binding
Source: RefSeq, a predicted model, not a curated record
AUGUCCAGCCACCCUCUCUCACAGCUCUCUGAGCUCGAAACCACCAUCGCCAGAGACGUUGUCGUCAACUCACACCCCGACAAAGUCAUCUUCUUUCGGGAAAUCUACCUUCAGGAACCAGCAAAGGCAGAACUCAUUCCGUAUUUAGAACUAGAGCAUUCGGGUAAAUUGAGCCCGACAACGCCUCGUCCCCAACGAUUGGCGAAAUGUCAAUAUGAUGUUGUUGGUGGGGAUCGUGAGCCGGAAUAUCAUGAGUCCGUUGUUGAUGUUGAAUUGAAGAAGAAUGUAAACCAUGUUGUGGUAGGGAAAGAACAUCAUGCUCCUUUGACGCUCGACGAGUUCGACAUCUUCGUCAAAACCUGUCAAGAAUCACCCCUCUUCAAAGAAGCCAUAUCCAAAUUCAAACUCCCAGAAGGCUUCGAUUUUGUCAUCGAACCAUGGCCUUACGGCGGUCGUGAUCGCGUAACAGACGAUAACCGCUACUUCCAAGGCCUGAUCUUCGCCCAGGACAAGCGUUCCAACAACCCGGACUCUAACUUCUAUGCCUACCCCAUCCCUAUUAUCCCCGUCAUGGAUUACCACAAUCGCGAAAUAGUCCGCAUCGAAAAAUUGGCUACGGGCGGAAAGGGAGAUUCCCUGACUGCAUCGGAUGCUGAUUUUAGAGAGGACGUUAUUGGACAUUGUACGACGGCUGAGUAUGUACCAGAGCUGUUGCCAAAGGGGACAAGGAAAGAUUUGAAGGAGUUGAAUGUGCUGCAACCAGAUGGUCCCUCAUUCAAGGUGUCGCAGGAUGAUUCGUUGGUUGAGUGGCAGAAGUGGAGAUUUCGUGUUGGGUUUAAUCCGCGUGAAGGCGCGACGAUACACGACGUUUGGUAUGAUGGAAGGAGUGUUCUUUAUCGAUUAAGUAUGAGCGAGAUGACUGUACCAUACGCAGAUCCCCGGUACCCGUUCCAUCGGAAGCAGGCCUUUGACUUUGGAGAUGGAGGUGCUGGAAACUGUGCGAACAAUCUGUCACUUGGAUGCGAUUGCUUAGGUGUUAUCAAGUACUUUGAUGCCGUCAUGACAGACGGCGAAGGCAACGCCAAACCCGCCCCGAAUGUCGUCUGUCUCCACGAACAAGACAACGGUAUCGGCUGGAAGCACACCAACUGGCGCACUGGACGCGCCGUGGUCACCAGAUCCCGCGAAUUGGUCGUACAAUUCAUUAUCACACUCGCCAACUACGAGUACAUCUUUGCAUACAAAUUCGACCUUGCUGGCGGUAUCUCAGUUGAAUCUCGAGCUACAGGAAUUGUCAGUGUGGUAAACAUCGACCCCGGCAAACAGUCCGAGUACGGCAACGUGGUCGGUAACGGCGUCCUGGCACAGAACCAUCAACACGUGUUUUGCAUCCGUAUUGAUCCUGCUAUUGAGGGACACAAGAACACGGUAUACGUGGAGGAAUCACAUGCCGUGGAGAUGAAUGAUGUCACGAAUCCAGAAGGAAACUUCUACCAGAUUCAAAAGACGCCAGUUGAGAGAGCGGCUUGGUUUGAUGCUGCACCUCAGCAUAACCGGAUUAUCAAAAUGGUUAAUACCGACAAACGCAAUCCGAUCAGUAAAAACCCCAUAGGAUAUAAAUUCACACCUAUGGCGACGCAGCUUUUACUUGCCGACAAGCGUUCUCUCCAAGCAAGGCGGGCGCAGUUUGCUCAACACCACGUAUGGGUGACGAAGUACCGCGAUGGUGAGCUUUACGCUGGCGGCCAAUACACCCUACAGAGCAAAGACGAGAUCGGCGGAGUUGCUGAUGCUGUGAAACGAGGUGACAGUGUGUCGAAUGAAGAUGUUGUGGUAUGGAGUGUCUUUGGUAUAACUCAUAACCCCAGAGUUGAAGAUUGGCCAGUCAUGCCAGUGGAAUGCUACCAACUCAACAUUCGCCCAGCAGACUUCUUCACAGAGAACCCAUCCAUUGAUGUCCCGUCAAGCAAGAAUAUGGCUUCUCAACUGGUCACUUCAAGUUGUUGUUCAAAGCCUAGCUUGUAG